AUGGCGCAGCACCACCUGCACAAUCGGCAACAGACCUUGAAGAGCCUGCGAAGAGUUGUCAAGCUGUGUCAAGACCACGAACUAAGUGUACAUGACUCGGUCUUCAGUACAGGCAAACCUGGCCGCAUAUUUGACUGGCUCAUGUCGCUGCCCAGUGGCGACGAUGCUGUCGAAUGGAUUCAGUUCGGGAUCGACGCUCAUCUCUGCGGAAUGCAGCAACAGCAGCAAGAGGAACUGGAGCAGAAUAUGCGUGAGCUUGGCUUCGUCUAA
Molecule: messenger RNA, 270 nt
Organism: Cyphellophora europaea CBS 101466
Lineage: Eukaryota; Fungi; Ascomycota; Eurotiomycetes; Chaetothyriales; Cyphellophoraceae
Exons: 1
Coding region: 1-270 (89 amino acids)
Source: RefSeq, a predicted model, not a curated record